CUUUUUAUACGCAAACCGACUCCGUUUCUCCUUGGCCUGCUACUGUACGUACGUACAUCAUCAUCAUCAUCAUCAAAAACAUGAAGCAAAUUCCGCUGACCUGUUCCGGCCAUACGCGACCCGUCGUGCAUUUGGACUUCAGCGGCCAGACCGAAUGUGGAUACUUUCUUAUCUCCGCGUGCAAAGAUGGCAAACCAAUGCUGCGGAUGGGCGACACCGGCGACUGGGUCGGAACGUUCGAGGGCCACAAAGGUGCGGUGUGGGGUGUGGCACUGAACGAAUCGGCCACGCUUGCCGCGUCCGGUGCGGCUGACUUUACCGGCAAAAUUUGGAACGCGGUCACGGGCGAAGAGGUGCACAGCCUGCAGCACAAUCAUAUCGUCAAAACGGUAGCGUUUAGUCACGACAGCCAGUACCUGGUCACGGGCAGCAACGAGAAGCUGGUACGGGUGUUCGAUCUGAACUCGGACGGUAAGGCGCUGGAAUCGUACGUCGGUCAUGCCGGGGCAGUUAAGCGUGCACUGUUCUGCCGGAACGAGCAGUGUGUCAUUAGCUGUGCGGACGAUAAAUCGAUGCGGCUGUGGGACCGUGCGACGGGCCAGGAGGUAUCGCGGGUCGAGUUCGCUUCCCAUCCGAACGGGCUCGAGCUGUCGAAGGACGGUAGCAUUCUGACGGUGACGUACGGCAAUUGUACCGCAUUUUACGACAUGGGAACGUUGACGCAGCUGAAAGAGAUCACCAUUCCGACGCGUGUCAGUUCCGCGAGCUUGCAUCCGGACAAGCACAUCUUCGUGUGCGGUGGCGAAGACUUUAAGAUGUACAAGUACGACUACAUUACGGGCAACGAAAUCGAAUCGUUCAAGGGUCAUUUCGGACCGGUUCACUCGGUGAGCUUCAGUCCGGAUGGUGAGCUGUACGCUAGCGGGUCCGAGGACGGUACACUACGGUUGUGGCAAACGACCGUCGGUAAAACGUACGGCCUGUGGAAGUGUACCGAACCGACCGAUCUAAACAAUUCAACCACCAGCAACAACAACGUCCCAAACACGCCGGGUAGUGUGACUCCGACGCCGAACAGUAAUGCGGCUGCCGUAAGCUGCCCGCCCGUAUCGGCCGCGGCACCGGUAACACCGACACCAAACGCUAACCGCGAAGUAACGGCCAACUGAACCGGAGUGCAGUAAAAAGC
Molecule: messenger RNA, 1189 nt
Organism: Anopheles maculipalpis
Lineage: Eukaryota; Metazoa; Arthropoda; Insecta; Diptera; Culicidae
Gene: wmd
Product: serine-threonine kinase receptor-associated protein
Exons: 3
Coding region: 81-1169 (362 amino acids)
Biological process (GO): spliceosomal snRNP assembly
Cellular component (GO): SMN complex
Molecular function (GO): RNA binding; protein binding
Source: RefSeq, a predicted model, not a curated record